This is a messenger RNA of Phialemonium atrogriseum, 2156 nucleotides long. Its product is annotated as membrane bound O-acyl transferase family-domain-containing protein. The coding region runs from base 193 to 1800 and encodes 535 amino acids. Gene Ontology annotation, biological process: lipid metabolic process. Lineage: Eukaryota; Fungi; Ascomycota; Sordariomycetes; Cephalothecales; Cephalothecaceae. The transcript has a single exon. The record is from RefSeq and is a predicted model, not a curated record.
GAAUGAACGAAAACAAUAUCAGGAGGAAAAGCAGGAAAAUUGAAAGCUGAACCACUAGUAUCAGUCCAUUACCGAUCUCCAAAAUUUGUGUAAUCUGCGCUGAAAGCAAGUGCCCAAGCACCAAGCAUGACUUGGUCGCCUUGACAGGCAAUUAAGGCGCGCCCUAAAGCAUAAUUCACCUUGAAAGCCGCCAUGCUGUCCCAGCAUGAAAACCUAGGCCUGUUCUACCGGGAGCUCUACCGGAGCAAAUUCAAGGCAGCCAUUGCGGCGGGGACGGCACGACCUCUCGUCCUGCCGUUCGACCUCGUCGGGUCCUUCAUCCUCCCGGCCCUCUACCUGUGCAUCCCACACACGCGACGACCAUGGCUGUACAGGAUGAGGUUUGCCGUCAUGGCCCUGGUUAUCUACCUCAACCUCGCCAUGAUCGGCUGCACUUCCAGCGCCAAUGUGGCGGUGGCGUACGGGGCAGGCCUCUUGGGCGGUUGGGGCAUCAUCUGGACCAUGAUGCUGCUCAUCUGGACCCGUCCCCAAUUCGAGGCUGCGCGGGUCGAGAGGCGGCCAAGGAGGCCGAAGACGGUGGCUAACGGCAAUGGUGCCGUUUCGGGUGCGGGUGUGGAGACUCAGGGGAAGGCAACCGCUCCGGAUGAGAGGGUAUCCAAGGUUCUGGAUGAGUACGAAUAUUACUGGCAAUCUUAUCCGGCAGAUGGAUCCUUUCUCACGCGGCUGGAUUGGGUUACCGACCUUCUCACGGCGUUUAGAGGUUCAGGAUGGAACUGGGCCAUCUCCUCGAUUCCUCACUUCCAGCGGCCCGUGAACCCGCACUCCGGGGAGCUGGUCAAGCUCGACACCAUCCCCCUGGUCACGCGCUCGGGCUACACCCGCUUCCGGACCUACUCGUCCUUCCUCCGCGACCGGCUGUGGCGCAUCGCCUUGUCCUACCUCGCCCUCGACUUCUGCAGCGUCUCCAUGAUGAAAGACCCCUACUUCAUCCUCGGGCCCGACGGCCCGCACCGGCACCCGCUCCCCCCCCACCUCGCCGCCCUCUCCGACCCCCUCCUCCAGGCCUGGCGCAGCGCCCUCUCCCUCCUCGGCAUCAUAUGCGCCAUCCAUCUAGUCUUCUCCCUCGACCAGCUCUGCCGCACCAUCCCCAUCCCCGUAACCCUCGGCCCCCGCGCAGACCUCUGGCACUACCCCUCCACCUUCGGCUCCUUCGCAAACGUGCCCCGCCGCGGGCUCGCCGGCUUCUGGGGCGCCUGGUGGCACCAGACCUUCCGCGCCGCCUUCACUGCCCCGGCGGCCUGGCUCGCCCGCCGCGGCCUCCUCCCUCGGUCCCCCGCCAACUCCGCCGCCGCGGGGCUCGUCGCGUUCCUCCUGAGCGGCGCCCUGCACGCGGCCGGGGCCGCCACCGCCGGCAUCGUGGCGACGACGACUUCGCCGAGCCCGUCGUCGUCGUCGCUCGCCUUCUUCCUGCUCAGCUGGGUCGGCGUCGUGGCGCAGGCGGCGUGGGGCGCGGGGCCGGCGCCGGCGCUGCUGCUGCUGCUGCCGCGGGGCCGGUGGCGGCGGUGGGUGUCAGGGGCGGCGAACGUUGCAUUCGUGGGUCUGUGGCUGCACUUCACGCGGUGGGCGCUCGUCGACGACCUCAGCCGGUCGGCGAUAUGGCUGUUUGAGCCCGUGCCUGCGUCGCCGCUGCGGGCGCUUGGGCUGGGCAGGCCUGGGGAUUCGUGGUGGCGCUGGGAUCGGGAUUUGUCCCCCCGGUGGUAUGUUGGGAGACGGUGGUGGGAGACGGGGAUUACGCUUUGAGAGGGGGUCGGGUAAGGGAGGACCUGGGAUGCAUGCAUGCAUGGUUAAUCUGGUUGGAGGAAGAGAACGGGGUAUUGUAUUAUACAGCUGCGUAUACCCAGCUUGAAAGCCAGAGUUUGGGCAUUUAUUGGUGUUGUAGAGAUUCUAGAUCGGUAUUAUGGCAAAUCUUGAGAAGGGCUCAUAGAGAAACAAUGGAGGGCGGAUAGCCCACUUCUGUCUGUUAUGUUUAUUUCAUGUGACGAGUUCCCAGACCCUGGUUUCUCAGAUGUCUCAACAUCCUGCCGAUGAUGAAUUUUUUGCUGCCUGCAAUAACGGUCUCCAAUCCACCCCCUUUUUGCUCGACACCUGGUGCACUU